Funneliformis caledonium is the source of this 3307-nucleotide messenger RNA. NCBI's taxonomy places the organism in Eukaryota, Fungi, Glomeromycota, Glomeromycetes, Glomerales, Glomeraceae. The record is from the annotation of a GenBank genome assembly.
UAACCAUGUUCAACAAACUCUUAAUAUUCUUGAACAAACACAUCCAUGGUUAUUAACUGAUAAAUUGGUAGUUAAACCAGAUCAACUUAUAAAAAGACGUGGAAAAUCUGGUUUAUUAUUGCUGAACUCUGAUUGGCAACAGGUUAAAGAAUGGAUCAUUGAAAGAGCCGGUAAAGAAAUUAAGGUCGAUAAAGUAACAGGAGUCUUAAAAACCUUUCUUGUUGAACCAUUUGUACCACAUCCUUCCGAUACCGAAUAUUAUAUCAAUAUUAAUUCUGUCCGUGAAGGUGAUUUUAUUUUAUUCACCCAUGAAGGUGGUAUUGAAGUGGGUGAUGUUGAUGCUAAGGCAUUAAAGCUUUUAAUUCCGGUGGAUGAUUCUUAUCCAAGCCCAGAAGAAAUUAAGGAAAAACUAUUAAUAAAUGUUUCUGAUGCAAAGAAAAAUGUCUUGGUAGACUUUAUAUCUCGUUUAUAUGCUGUAUAUGUUGAUUUACAUUUUACAUACCUUGAAAUCAAUCCAUUGGUGGUGCUUGAUUCUACUUCUGAUGAUGAAGUACCAAAAAUAUUUUCUCUUGAUUUGGCUGCGAAGUUAGAUCAAACAGGUGAAUUUGAAGCUGGGCCAAAAUGGGCUAUUGCUCGUGCUCCGAGUAAUAUAGGAUUAGCAGUUAACACUAAGUCAACAAAGACUCAUAUUGAUCAAGGACCUCCUAUGGAGUUCCCUGCUCCCUUUGGUCGAGAAUCAACCAGAGAGGAAGCUUAUAUUCAAGAAUUAGAUUCGAAAACUGGAGCAUCAUUAAAGUUAACCAUUUUAAACAAAGACGGUAGAAUAUGGACCAUGGUUGCUGGUGGUGGUGCUUCGGUCGUUUACAGCGAUGCGAUUUCCGCAUUAGGAUUCGCCCAUGAACUCGCCAAUUAUGGUGAAUAUUCUGGGGCACCAACUGAAACUCAAACUUAUGAAUAUGCAAAAACUAUUCUUGAAUUAAUGACUCGCAAUCCUGUACCACGUCCUGAUGGAAAGAUUUUAAUUAUUGGUGGUGGUAUUGCAAACUUUACCAAUGUCGCAGUUACUUUUAAAGGCUUAAUCCGUGCAUUACAAGAAUUCAAACAACCUUUAAUUGCUCAUAAGGUCAAAAUUUUUGUAAGGCGUGGUGGUCCAAAUUAUCAAGAAGGGUUAAGAGCCAUGAGGCAAUUAGGGGAUGAAAUCGGUGUAGAAAUUAGUGUGUUCGGCCCCGAAACACAUAUUACUGAAAUUAUACCUUUAGCCUUGUUGGGACAUGGAUCAGGACUUAAUAAUAUAGUUACAGGUCAACUUGAUUCUUCAGGAAAUACUCUUCAAAAUCAACUUUUUGGAACAUCCACUCAUUCAUCAAAAGGCAAAAAAGAUAUCAAUGAAGAACCAAAGGAUCUUUCUAGACCAACAUCUCCUAUAGCUGAUCCACGAGAAAGGAUGACGUUUUUUGAAAAUCCUGGAAUACGCCAAAGUCCUUGGUAUUCCAUAUUUACAAGCGAAACGCGUGCCUUCGUGUAUGGCAUGCAACCACGUGCUGUACAAGGAAUGUUGGAUUUUGAUUACAUAUGCAAACGUCAGAUACCAUCCGUGGCUGCUAUGAUUUAUCCAUUUGGUGGAAAUCAUGUGCAAAAGUUUUAUUGGGGUACAAAAGAAACCUUAUUAAGUGUUUUCAAUAACUUUGAAGAUGCAAUCAAAAAUUUUCCUGAAGCUGAUACCGUUGUGAACUUUGCUUCUUCUCGAUCAGUCUAUGAUUCUACCUUUGAGUUUUUCAAAUACUCGAACCAAAUUAAAACUAUUGCCAUAAUUGCAGAAGGAGUUCCUGAACGUCGUGCAAGACAAAUCCUUCAUGAAGCCGAGAAAAAAAAAGUUCUCAUCAUUGGUCCUGCGACUGUUGGUGGUAUCAAACCGGGUUGUUUCAAAAUUGGUAAUACGGGUGGAAUGAUGGAUAACAUUGUUUCAUCUAAAUUAUAUCGACCUGGUUCAAUAGCUUAUGUAUCAAAAUCUGGUGGUAUGUCCAAUGAGUUGAAUAAUAUCAUUUCAAGGACAACAGAUGGUGUAUAUGAAGGAGUUGCAAUUGGUGGAGAUCGUUAUCCUGGAUCAACAUUUAUUGACCAUUUAUUGCGUUUUGAGGGUGAUCCAAAAUGUAAAAUCUUAGUUUUGCUUGGAGAAGUUGGUGGUGUCGAAGAAUAUAAAGUUUGUGAGGCUCUCAAAGAUGGACGAAUCAAGAAACCUUUGAUUGCUUGGUGUAUUGGUACUUGUGCUAAAAUGUUUGCAACGGAAGUUCAAUUUGGUCAUGCAGGCGCAUUAGCACAAUCAGAUCUUGAAACUGCUGAUGCAAAAAAUAAUGCUCUUAGAGAAGUAGGUGGAAUUGUUCCUGAAACAUUUGAAAAAUUACCAUUAGCAUUACAUGAAAUAUAUCAAAAACUUGUAUUAGAUGGUACUAUUAAAGUAGUCUCUGAACCUGAUACGCCCAAAAUACCUAUUGAUUAUUCUUGGGCACAGGAACUUGGAUUGGUUCGAAAACCUGCAAGUUUUGUGUCUACCAUUUGCGAUGACCGUGGUCAAGAGUUAUUGUAUGCAGGAAUGAGAAUUUCCGAUGUAUUCAAGGAAAACAUUGGUAUUGGUGGAGUUUUGAGCUUAUUAUGGUUUAAAAGAAGAUUACCAGAUUAUGCUUGUACAUUUAUUGAAAUGAUACUUAUGUUGACCGCAGAUCACGGUCCUGCUGUUUCUGGUGCUCAUAAUACUAUUGUCACUGCUCGAGCAGGAAAAGAUCUUAUAUCAAGUUUAUGCGCUGGCUUGUUAACAAUCGGAGACAGAUUUGGUGGUGCUCUUGAUGGAGCAGCUGAAUUGUUUACAAGUGCGUAUGAUAAAGGGUUGACACCUCGUGAGUUUGUAGAUUCGAUGCGUAGGCAAAACAAAUUAAUUCUUGGUAUAGGACAUAAAAUCAAAUCUCGUAAUAAUCCAGAUCUUCGUGUAGAGAUUAUUAAAGAAUUUGCCAAAAAGAACUUUCCUGCAACAAAUUUGCUUGAUUAUGCCUUAGCUGUUGAAGAAAUUACUACCACUAAAAAGGAUUCGUUGAUCCUUAAUCUUGAUGGUGCAAUUGCAGCUUGUUUUGUCGACUUAUUAAGAGAAUCGGGUGCUUUUAGUAGAGAAGAGGCAGAAGAAUAUAUUAAUAUUGGAGCCUUAAAUGGAUUAUUUGUAUUAGGAAGAAGUAUAGGUUUCACUGUUCCUGGAGUAGAACAAGGCCGUACUUUUGUUAGUCAAGAUGUAGUUGCUCAAAAGGCCGAAAAGGGUGCUUAA